This is a messenger RNA of Bombyx mori (domestic silkworm), 2103 nucleotides long. RefSeq lists its product as uncharacterized. Lineage: Eukaryota; Metazoa; Arthropoda; Insecta; Lepidoptera; Bombycidae. The transcript is spliced from 2 exons. The coding region runs from base 1219 to 2028 and encodes 269 amino acids. The record is from RefSeq and is a predicted model, not a curated record.
UCAUUUCUUUAUUUGCGUAAACUAUUCUUCAAUGGUAGUGGUAUUCCCAUAUUUUGUGUGAUCACUAUGAUCCUUACAUACAUUCUCACCUCUUUAAUUAAUAGGAUGCUAAUAGACAUCUAUUGCAGAACACCAAUUAGUUUUGUAUGCACACAACUCGAUGGUAGCAAAUCUAGUUUAAGUGUGAUCGGAAGUAGUGUUUGGGCAUUAGUAUCACUUAGCAACUGAAGAACUGGCAUCCCGUCUAAAAAAAAGGAUAUGGCCUAAGUACGUCAAUAGCUUUCUAUAUUUAUGUAGAGAGUAUGUUUCUUUUUAGUAUCUGUAGUUACUGCUUUUCUGAAUAUAUACCUAUGUGCCAUCAAAAAUGGCUAUUGCCUUGGAAAAGUCUUUAGAACCAAAUAAUCCAUUUGGUAUAAUUAGAUUUCGCCUUGCUACCUCUUGAUGGGUUAUGUGAUUUAGCUCCAAAUGUCGAGGAAAAAAAUAUUAGCUAAGAAGUGUUCUAACUUUAUUUAUAUUGCGCUCAAGAGUUUUUCUAGGUAUAUUAAAAAGUUGUGAUAAGCGUGCAUCACUGUCUCCGGUCCUUAAUUUUACUAGAUAAGCAAAAAGUGCAAUUUGCCCCUUGGGCAUUUUAUUUAUUAGAGGCACUUCAGACACAAUAACAUUAAAUUUUUCUCUUGACAAUCCAAUCCAAUAAUGAAAAUGAUCAUCAUUUAAUUUGUCUGUCUUUGAAAUCUAGACCUCCUGAUAGAUGACUUGACUGAAACCAUUUUAUCAUUUCCUCUAUAUGUUCAGGCAAAAAGGUUUGUGUAGAAUUUUCAGGUUCAGAUAAUAGAUGCCAAAGUGACGCAUUCAUAUGUUCAUCACAUAUGCGACAAUUUGCUGGUAUAUAAUAAUUGUAAUCACAUAGAACACGUUUUCUUAUAUCUAAUGAUAUUAUUAUUCUCUGAGUGCCUAGACAACCUUGGAAGAUGCAAUGACGUUGAGUAGCAGGCGCACGUCGUGCUCCGAGCCGACAUGUCUUCAAACAUGUCCAUCUCUAAAUGAUUCAAUACGUCAGUCAACGUCAACUUCAAAUGCACCAUUUUGUUCGUAUAAACCAUAGAGUUACUAUUUUAUUAACUCCAUGGUAUAAACCUAAUCAUGGGUUCGCAAAAGUGAGAUCAAUAUCGUUUCAAACUUGUCGUCAGUCUAAAUUUAUCAGUUUUUGUUUUUGUGAAAAUGAACUAUGACGACGAUACUGACUUAACAGCUGGUCGAAGAAGCUUGUCACACGAAGCAGAAGGCCAAAAAAUAGAGCAUGAAUUUAUAAAACUGUAUCAUAAACUUCCAUUACUGUGGGAUGCGAAACAUCCGGACUACAACAACAAAUACAAGAGAAAUGCAGCUUUGGAUAAAUUAUUAAUUGUUUUGAAACAAUUGAAUCAUCUCGCCACAAGAUAUAAUGUGCGGCAGAAAAUAAACAUAUUAAGAUCUUGUUAUAGAAAAGAUUUGCGAAGACAUUUGGCAUCGAAAGUUAUAGGCGCAGACGGAGAAGUUUCUUACGAACAUAUUCCUACGUCUUGGAAAUUUCAUAAACUGAGAUUUCUUGACGGAAAUGAUAAUAAUACUGAGGAAUACAAAAACGAAAUUACACAGGUUAACAUUCAAGACAGUGAAUAUCAUGAUAACAGCAACAAUAGCAACCAAAGAAGUGAGGAGUCAUCUGGACAAGAGUGCCAUGAUAUAGAAACUGAUCCUGACCUAAGUUUAGAGUCAUUAAAAACAUUUGAAGACAAAACAUAUAUACGGAAAAGCAGUCAUAAAAGAAUAAAAUUAGAGUUAAAUAAAGAAGGAUACUAUCCACCAGACAAGGAGGAGCCUUUAGACAGAGAAUUUAAUGCAAUUGGUGCUAAUGUUGCAUGUAAACUGAAAAGAAUGAAUCAGCAACAGAGGUAUCAUGCGGAACUGCUCAUAAACAAAGUAUUAAUAAAAGGGUUAAAGGAUAGUUUAACGGAUGACUCAGAUAUAACUGAUGUGUGGAAUGUAUAGCACUAGAGAAGCAAAUUUCUUAAUUAGAAAUUUGUUUGAAAUUGUAAAUAAUAAAUUAAUAUUUUUUUUAUUUAA